This is a messenger RNA of Parastagonospora nodorum SN15, 954 nucleotides long. RefSeq lists its product as hypothetical. Gene Ontology annotation, molecular function: branched-chain-amino-acid:2-oxoglutarate transaminase activity. The coding region runs from base 1 to 954 and encodes 317 amino acids. The record is from RefSeq and is a predicted model, not a curated record. Gene Ontology annotation, biological process: branched-chain amino acid metabolic process. The transcript has a single exon. NCBI's taxonomy places the organism in Eukaryota, Fungi, Ascomycota, Dothideomycetes, Pleosporales, Phaeosphaeriaceae.
AUGGCUCCCCCUCCUGCCCCCCUGGAGACCAUCAACUGGUCUACCCUCACCCUCAAUGUGCCCACUGAGGCAACCCAAUCCCAACCCAUCCCCUCUCACGUGGAAACGACCUUCACCCUCAGAACCUCAGAAUGGAGCCGCCCAGUGGUGCACAAAUCCCCUUACCUCACGCUGCACGGUCUCUCCCCCGCCCUAAACUAUGGCAUGCAAGCCUUCGAAGGCCUCAAAGCCACCCGCCACACCGACAACACCAUCUCGAUUUUCCGCCCGGCCUUCCAUCACGCACGCCUCGCUCAUUCCGCUGCGACGAUCGCACUGCCAUGUCCGCCUCUGCACACCUUCCUCUCCGCCUUGGAGCUUUUGGUCAGAGAGAACGUGCGCCUUCUCGGGCCACCUGAGAGCUCGGCAAUUCUGUACAUCAGGCCGGUUCUGAUACCUACAUCUCCUCAUCUGUCUCUCACGCCCGUGCCGCACACAGUCACGCUGGCAAUCUUCGCGCACCCUGCGACGACGUAUCUUGGCGUCCGGCCUGUGCCGGCGUGUAUAUCGACGACGUAUGACCGCGCGGCCCCGCUAGGAGCGGGACAUGCGAAGAUUGGGGGAAACUACGCAGCUGGGAUCGUGCCGGCCCAGGAAGCGAUGAAGCGCGGAUUCCCCAUGCAGUUGUUCGUGGACGCGGGGACGAGGAGCGAAAUUGAGGAGUUCGGGAGUUCGGGGUUUGUCGGGGUUAAGAGUGAUGGCACGUUGGUGGUGCCGGAAAGUAGGCAGGUCAUCGCUAGCGUGACGAGUGAUACGUUGCAGGUGAUUGCGAAAGAGGUAUUGGGGUGGAAGGUGGAGAAGAGACGAGUGGGUGUUGACGAAUUGGCAAGUUUUGAGGAAGUCAUUGCUGUCGGAACUGCCGGUAAGCGCAAUUGCCUACCCGUCAUUAGAUGGUCUGAUGCUGACUUUGAAUAG